CCCCCCCAUAGCCUUUUCUUCUCCUGAAGAUAACUCACGAGGCAGCAAAGUAUUACGACCAGAGUUUUCCUUCUCGAUGGGCUUCCUUCCCCGAUUGAUGAGCCCCAUCUGCCCUUCACUUUCCUCUGCAGAAUGGGCAGGAUCUGCCUUCUUGACUGUGGGAUUCACUGUUGUUCUCAUCCUCUCCAUCCACCAGGGCCUGCCUUCACCUGCAGCAGAAUUCCCUAAUAAACCAAGGAUUUGAGACCCAUUAGCUAUCAUCACCUGAUUUAGCCGGCCGAUUGAAGCCGUUCCUGGGAUUGUGGCCCCUGUUGCAUGCUGACAGCUUCUGGAAGCCACAGUUCUCUUCCUUGAAACCAAAACAGGAUUCCCUUUCCUCCCACUCUGAAGAAGGAGAUGGAGAAGGCAGUCAAAGCUCCAGGGAAUGGGUCACCUUUCCCCCAUUAGGAAUAGAAAUUAAAAUGUGUGAAAUGUGGACUAUGUUCAUUGAAUGAGCACACAUAGUUCACAUCAACGACCUCCAACAGGGGAGAAACCAUUUAAAGGUAUGGAGUGUGGGAAACUUUUCACUGAUAGUGGAAACCUUAGAACACAUCAACGGACUCACACAGGGGAGAAACCAUUUAAAUGCCUGGAGUGCGGAAAGAGCUUCAGUCAGAAUGGAGACCUUAGAAGACAUCAAUGGACUCACACAGGGGAGAAACCAUUUAAAUGCCUGGAGUGCGGAAAGAGCUUCAAUCAGAAUGGAGACCUUAAAUUACACCAGCGGACUCACACAGGGGAGAAACCAUAUAAAUGCCUGGAGUGCGGAAAGAGCUUUACUGGUAAUGGAAACCUUAGAACACAUCAACAGACUCACACAGGGGAGAAACCAUUUAAAUGUAUAGAGUGCGGAAAGGGCUUUAGUCAUAAUGGACACCUUAGAAGACAUCAACGGACUCACACAGGGGAGAAACCAUUUAAAUGCCUGGAGUGCGGAAAGAGCUUCAGUCAGAAUGGAGACCUUAAAUUACACCAGCGGAUUCACACAGGGGAGAAACCAUAUAAAUGUAUAGAGUGCGGAAAGAGCUUUAGUGAUAAUGGAAGCCUUAGAACACAUCAACGGACUCACACAGGGGAGAAACCAUUUAAAUGCCUGGAGUGCGGAAAGAGCUUCAGUCGGAAUGGACACCUUAGAAAACAUCAACGGACUCACACAGGGGAGAAACCAUUUAAAUGUAUAGAGUGCGGAAUGAGCUUCAGUGAUAAUGGAAACCUUAGAAGACAUCAACGGACUCACACAGGGGAGAAACCAUUUGAAUGCCUGGAGUGCGGAAAGUGCUCCAGUCAGAAUGGAGACCUUAAAUUACACCAGCGGAUUCACACAGGGGAGAAACCAUAUAAAUGUAUAGAGUGCGGAAAGAGCUUUAGUGAUAAUGGAAGCCUUAGAAGACAUCAACGGACUCACACAGGGGAGAAACCAUUUAAAUGCCUGGAGUGCGGAAAGAGCUUCAGUCAUAGUGUACACCUUAGAAAACAUCAGCAGACACACAGCGGAGAAACCAUUUAGAUGUAUGGACUGUGGAAGGAGCUUCAGUCAGAGAGGAACCCUUGAUUUAUGUCAACAAACUCACAC
Molecule: messenger RNA, 1615 nt
Organism: Podarcis raffonei (Aeolian wall lizard)
Lineage: Eukaryota; Metazoa; Chordata; Lepidosauria; Squamata; Lacertidae
Product: zinc finger protein ZFP2-like
Exons: 2
Coding region: 491-1549 (352 amino acids)
Source: RefSeq, a predicted model, not a curated record